AUGUUCGACCUCUUGCCCAUGCUCUUAUCAUCCGUCGCGUCCUUUCUGUUCCCUAUCUUCGCAUCCUACAAAGCUCUCAAGACCUCCGAUCCCGCCCAGUUGACACCAUGGCUCAUGUACUGGGUCGUCUUCAGCUGCUGCUUGCUGGCUGAAUCUUGGGUGAUCCCCUUCUACGGAUACAUCCGCCUUCUCUUCCUACUCUACCUGAUCUUACCACAAACCCAAGGCGCGCGGGAGCUCUACGAAAGAUAUGUCCACCCUUUCCUCGAGGAUAACGAGGGCCAUAUCGACGAGUUCAUUGCCAGUGCGCACGAGCGCCUCAAGACCGCAGGCAUAGCCUACCUCAAAAAUGCCAUCGAGUACAUCAAGACCAAAGUCCUGGGUCUUCCACCCACGGAGCCAACCCCGCCAACCCCAGAACCGGCCGGCCCGCAGAGUUACACCCAGUCUCUUCUUGCUCGGUUUAGUGUUCCCACAGCUAGAUGGGCGGGCUCUGCCACAGCAGGGACUGACAUCUACAGCAUGCUCGCCGGAGCCGUCGCGGCCGCUUCAGGCGCCGCUGCUGGAAACGCCGGCGGGGGUUCCAUUCCCAGAGAUAAACUCAUCCCAUCAGACCUGAAGUCAUCAGGCGAGAAGAUGAGCUUUAUCGAGAUCCAGCGCGAGCGCCUGAAUACCCUUCUAUCCGCGCUCGACCAGGAGGCGCUGGCUCUCCAACAGAAGGAAGCCCAGGCCACUGACCGUCCCUCCUCAAUGAGCAUGGACGGUGGUGACGACGAGCCCACCCAACGAGUUGGAGGCGGCAUCUGGGGCGGUCUUAACAAGAGCCGCAGCGAGGCCGAUUUCGAGAAGAUCGAGGCAGAGAGUGGCGCAGAAGAUGAGAGCUCCAUCCGGAAGCGAAACACGCCCGGCAACAAGGGAGGCUCCUGGGUGCCCUGGGGCUGGGGCGCCGGCUCUGAACCUGGAGCCAGUUCUGGUGUAGACAAGUAG
Molecule: messenger RNA, 987 nt
Organism: Clonostachys solani
Lineage: Eukaryota; Fungi; Ascomycota; Sordariomycetes; Hypocreales; Bionectriaceae
Source: the annotation of a GenBank genome assembly